AUGGCGCAACCCAAUGGAGAGCAGGAGCACUCGAAAGAGGUUGCUCAGGCUUCGCAAGAGCCCACAAAUGGCAUCCACCCCGAGGGCGCUGCCGAGGACGACAAUGCGGGCGGUCUCUUCCAGAUCUCCGUGAAGCUUCCUCAUGAGCCGCACAAGAUCCAGGUGAUGGUCUCAAGCCAAGAACAGGUGCAAGAUGUCCGCCAAUCGAUCGUCGAGCUGCCCGGUACCUUCCAGUACACAUGCUUCCACCUUGAGUUCAAUGGCACCCGCAUCAACGAUUUUGUCGAGCUGUCCGAGGUCCCCGACUUGAAGGCCAACUCCGAGAUUGUUUUGGUGGAAGAUCCCUACACCGAGAAGGAGGCCCGCAUGCAUAUUGUGCGAACACGGGAGCUGGUUGGUGCGGCUGGUGACCGUGUGGAUAACCUGCACGGUAUCUCCGCUGGUCUCUCGCUGCACGAUGCGAUCUCGGCAGAGGCUGCUAAGGCUGGCGAGUCGGAAAAGGACCACUCGCUCGCCAAGUAUAACUUGACCGGCGAGUCUUCGCUGCAGACUAUUCUGCCCAAGGAACAGACCCCUCUUCCUAAGACCGUGAAGUCAAUCUCACUAUCACCGUGGAACCCGGUGCCCUACAACCUCCGUCAAAAGGGCCACCUGCUCUACCUCCAGGUCACCACCAACGAGGGGGAGCAGUUCCCCAUUACCUCCCACGUCUCGGGCUUCUUCGUGAACAAGUGCUCGAGCACCAAGUUCGAUCCUUUCCCCAGAACUAUUAUGCCCAAGAACGUGAAGGGCAAUGCCCACUCUCUCCUCACUCUGAUCUCUCAGUUGUCGCCCUCCUUCAACACUGCCUUUGAGGCUCUGCAGGAGUCCAACAACCAGAAGGAUCUCCUGACCACCUUCCCCUUCCAGAACGCCAUCCCGAACAGCCCCUGGCUCGUGACUCCCGCUACUUCGAGCCAGAACGCCCACCAACCGGAUAUCACACGCUCUCAGGAGAGCUAUUUGAUCUCUGGCGUGGACAAUGCCGAGACCCUGCGGGACUGGAACGAGGAGUUCCAGACUACCCGUGAGCUGCCCCGUGACACUGUUCAGGAUCGUGUGUUCCGUGAGCGCUUGACUUCCAAGCUGUUCGCUGAUUAUAAUGAGGCUGCUGCUCGUGGCGCGGUGUUGGUCGCCCGCGGCGAGGUCGCUCCUCUCAACCCCACUGAGGCUCGGGAUGCGCAGAUUUUUGUCUAUAACAACAUCUUCUACUCCUUCGGUGCUGAUGGCGUUGGUACUUUCACCUCCGAGGGUGGUGACGAGGCUGCUCGUGUGGCUGUUGGUAAGGAUGUUUUGGGCAUCAAGGCUGUGAACCAGCUUGAUAUCCAGGGUCUGUUCACUCCUGGUACCGUCGUGGUCGACUACCUGGGCAAGCGUAUUGUCGGCCAGAGUAUCGUCCCUGGCAUCUUCAAGCAGCGUGAGCCUGGCGAACACCAGAUUGACUAUGGUGGUGUCGAAGGCAAGGAGGUUGUGGCCACUCACCCCGACUUCCAGCCUGUCUUUGAGAAGCUGUCCAAGGCCCUUCGUAUUAAGCAGCACCCUGUCUGGGACAAGGAUGGCAAGCGUCAUGACCUCGAGGGCAGCGUUGAGACCAAGGGUCUGCUCGGCACUGAUGGACGCAAGUACGUUCUUGAUCUGUACCGUGUGGCACCUCUGGAUGCUUUGUGGCAGGAGGAGGAUGGCAGCGAUGCCUACCCCCACCGCAUGUCGGUUCUGCGACUUGAGCUGGUUGAGUCGCACUGGCGCACCAAGAUGAGCGCAUAUGUCAAGGCUGAGGUUGAGCGCCGCAAGGCUGAAAAGGCCGAACAGGCCUCAAAGGAGACCAAGUCCGAGGAGGGUUCAGAGGAGAAGACUGAGGAGAAGACUGAGGAGAAGACUGAGGAGAAGACUGAGGAGAAGACUGAGGAGAAGACUGAGGAGAAGACUGAGGAGAAGACUGAGGAGAAGACUGAGGAGAAGACUGAGGAGAAGAGCGAGGAUCAGGAUCGUGUUGACAUCUCUGGAUUCAACCUGUCUCUCAAUCCUGAUGUUUUCAGUGGCCAGGUUCCCCAGACCGAAGAGGAGAAGGAGCAGUGGGCCCAGGAUGAGAAGGAAGUGCGGGAAGCUUGCGAGCACCUCCGGACCAAGAUCAUGCCCGACCUGGUUCAGGACCUUCAUGAUGGCGACGUUGGCUUCCCCAUGGACGGCCAAUCGCUCACUCAGUUGCUGCACAAGCGUGGUAUCAACAUCCGCUACCUCGGCAAGCUGGCCCAGCUCUCCACCGAGAAGGGUCCCCGUCUCCAGGCUCUGUCCACUCUCCUUGUCCAGGAGAUGAUUGCUCGUGCCUUCAAGCAUGUUGCCAACCACUACCUGCGCAAUGUCCCCGCUCCCUUCAUCGCUCCCUGCCUUACUCAUCUCCUGAACUGCCUGCUGGGUACUGAUGUCAACUCUGCUCCUCGUCCUGAGAUCGACCAGUCUCUGCGUGAUAUCUAUCCCGAGGGCGACUUUUCCUUCGAGAAGGUCACUCCCGAGUCGCUGCGUGUUGAGAUGGAGAAGCAGGUUUCCGUCCGCUACCGCUUCUCUCUUGCGGAGGGAUGGGUCAGCUCCCUGCGCCACCUGCAGCUCCUGCGUGAUAUCUCCAUCAAGCUGGGUCUCCAGCUCGGUGCUCGCGAGUUUGCCUUCACCAAGGACCAGGUCAAGGAGCCCGCUCCCGUCACUAACGGCUCCAACGGCAGUGGGGAGGAUGGCAGCAACAAGAAGAAGAAAAAGAAGGGUGGCGACAACAAGUCCCCCACCCGCGCCCCUGUCCAGGCCAAGGCGGCUGUCACUUUCACUGCGGAUGACAUUCUGAACAUCGUCCCGCUGGUCAAGGAUGCCUCCCCGCGCAGUGCUUUGGCUGAGGAGGCCCUGGAGGCUGGCCGCAUCUCGCUCAUGCAGAACCAGAAGCAACUGGGCCAGGAGCUCAUUCUGGAGUCUCUGUCUCUCCACGAGCAGAUCUACGGCAUCCUCCACCCCGAGGUCGCUAAGCUGUAUCACCAGCUUUCCAUGCUGUACUACCAGACCGACGAGAAGGAGGCGGCCGUGGAGCUGGCUCGCAAGGCUGUCAUCGUCACUGAGCGCACCUUGGGUGUCGACUCUGCAGACACCAUUCUGGCUUACCUCAACCUGAGCUUGUUCGAGCACGCUUCUGGUAACACCAAGACCGCUCUGGUGUAUAUCAAGCACGCCAUGGAUCUCUGGAAGAUCAUCUAUGGUCCUAACCACCCCGACUCGAUCACUACCAUGAACAACGCCGCCGUCAUGUUGCAGCACCUCAAGCAAUACGCCGACUCUCGCAAGUGGUUCGAGGCAUCCCUGUCCGUGUGUGAGAACCUGUUUGGCCCACAGUCCAUCAACACUGCUACCAUCCUCUUCCAGCUUGCCCAGGCUCUAGCUCUGGACCAGGACUCCAAGGCUGCUGUUGGCAAGAUGCGCGAAGCCUACAACAUCUUCCUUGCUCAGCUUGGCCCCGAGGACCGCAACACCAAGGAGGCUGAGACUUGGCUGGAGCAGCUCACUCAGAACGCCGUCUCCAUUGCGAAGCACGCCAAGGACAUUCAGGCCCGUCGCCUGCGCCGCAUCAACAUCACACCCCGCGUUUCCACCAUGGGAACUCGGGUGCAGCCUCAGGUCGGUCAGACCGCUCCUGAGACUGUUGGCACCGCCAGUACCGCUGGAUCCGGCCUGGACUCGCGUAGCAUUGACGACCUGCUGAAGUUCAUCGAGGGCAGUGACCAGACCUCUUCUCGCUCUAAGAAGAAGCGCACCGCCGCCAACCCCAAGCUUCGUGGAUCCAAGCAGUCCAAGGCUUAA
Penicillium daleae is the source of this 3870-nucleotide messenger RNA. RefSeq names its product translation initiation factor 3 subunit CLU1. Lineage: Eukaryota; Fungi; Ascomycota; Eurotiomycetes; Eurotiales; Aspergillaceae. Gene Ontology annotation, biological process: intracellular distribution of mitochondria. Gene Ontology annotation, cellular component: cytoplasm. The record is from RefSeq and is a predicted model, not a curated record. The coding region runs from base 1 to 3870 and encodes 1289 amino acids. The transcript has 4 exons. Gene Ontology annotation, molecular function: protein binding; mRNA binding.